This is a messenger RNA of Zalophus californianus (California sea lion), 1974 nucleotides long. RefSeq names its product T-complex protein 1 subunit zeta-like. Gene Ontology annotation, cellular component: chaperonin-containing T-complex. Gene Ontology annotation, biological process: protein folding. Bases 59 to 1654 code for a protein of 531 amino acids. Gene Ontology annotation, molecular function: ATP binding; ATP hydrolysis activity; ATP-dependent protein folding chaperone. The record is from RefSeq and is a predicted model, not a curated record. The transcript has a single exon. Lineage: Eukaryota; Metazoa; Chordata; Mammalia; Carnivora; Otariidae.
GAGUGGGCUCUGGGCCCUCCGCAUGCCGGCUCUUCUCCUCUUCCUGUGCUAGUUAGCUAUGGCGGCCGUGAAGACCCUGAACCCCAAGGCCGAGGUGGCCCGAGCCCAGGCUGCGCUGGCGGUGAACAUCAGCGCGGCCCGGGGCCUGCAGGACGUGCUGAGGACCAAUUUGGGGCCUAAGGGCACCAUGAAGAUGCUUGUUUCUGGUGCUGGAGACAUCAAGCUUACUAAAGAUGGCAACGUGCUGCUUCAUGAAAUGCAAAUUCAACACCAAACAGCCUCCUUAAUAGCCAAAGUAGCAACAGCCCAAGAUGACAUAACUGGUGAUGGUACCACUUCCAAUGUUCUAAUCAUUGGAGAGCUACUGAAACAGGCGGAUCUCUACAUUUCUGAAGGUCUUCAUCCCAGAAUAAUAACAGAAGGAUUUGAAGCUGCAAAGGAAAAGGCACUUCAGUUUUUGGAACAAGUCAAAGUAAGCAAAGAAAUGGACAGGGAAACACUUAUAGAUGUGGCCAGAACAUCUCUACGUACUAAAGUGCAUGCUGAACUUGCUGAUGUCUUAACAGAGGCCGUAGUGGACUCCAUUUUGGCCAUUAAAAAACAAGAUGAACCUAUUGACCUCUUCAUGGUUGAGAUCAUGGAGAUGAAACAUAAAUCUGAAACUGAUACAAGCUUAAUCAGAGGUCUUGUUUUGGACCAUGGGGCACGGCAUCCAGAUAUGAAAAAAAGAGUAGAAGAUGCAUACAUCCUCACAUGCAGUGUGUCAUUGGAAUAUGAGAAAACAGAAGUGAAUUCUGGCUUUUUUUACAAGAGUGCAGAAGAGAGAGAGAAACUUGUAAAAGCUGAAAGAAAAUUCACUGAAGAUAGAGUUAAAAAAAUAAUAGAACUGAAAAAGAAAGUCUGUGGUGAUUCAGAUAAAGGAUUCGUUGUUAUUAAUCAAAAGGGAAUUGACCCCUUUUCCUUAGAUGCUCUUGCAAAAGAAGGUAUAGUAGCUCUGCGUAGAGCUAAAAGGAGAAAUAUGGAAAGGCUGACUCUUGCUUGCGGUGGAGUAGCUCUAAAUUCCUUUGAUGACCUAAAUCUUGAUUGUCUGGGAUAUGCAGGACUUGUCUAUGAAUAUACAUUGGGAGAAGAGAAAUUCACUUUUAUUGAGAAAUGUAACAAUCCUCGCUCUGUCACAUUAUUGAUCAAAGGACCAAAUAAGCACACACUCACUCAAAUCAAAGAUGCAAUAAGAGAUGGCUUGAGGGCUGUUAAAAAUGCUAUUGAUGAUGGUUGUGUAGUUCCGGGUGCAGGUGCAGUGGAAUUGGCAAUGGCAGAAGCCUUGAUUAAGUACAAGCCCAGUGUAAAGGGCAGGGCCCAACUGGGAGUUCAAGAGUUUGCUGAUGCAUUACUCAUUAUUCCCAAGGUACUUGCUCAGAACUCUGGUUUUGACCUUCAGGAAACACUAGUUAAAGUUCAAGCGGAACAUUCAGAAUCAGGUCAACUUGUGGGUGUGGACUUAAACACAGGUGAGCCAAUGGUAGCAGCCGAAGUAGGCAUAUGGGAUAACUAUUGUGUAAAGAAACAGCUUCUCCACUCCUGCACUGUGAUUGCCACCAACAUACUCCUGGUUGAUGAGAUCAUGCGAGCUGGAAUGUCUUCUCUAAAAGGUUGAAUUUGAAACUUCCCUCGUGUCAUCCGAAUCAUGAAGACUCCACGAGUGAUCCUAAGAAUAUAGCGACGGAAUCUUUGUCCAAGCCUCAAAUAAUUUUCAAAAGCAUUUUCUUUUCCCAUAUGAAAAAAAGAGAACACUGACACCUAAAACACUGAAGUUCUGAAAUUAAUGUUUUUUUUUAAUUGCACUUCAAUGUACACACAUUAAGCAGGCCGUUUUUACCCAAUGAAAAGGAUGUUUUGCUUUAGCUUCAGUGAUAUAAAAGUACCGUGUGAGAUAAGUAUAUGUUAUCCACCUUGUUAUUAAAUGUUCCUUGAAAA